Parnassius apollo (apollo) is the source of this 645-nucleotide messenger RNA. NCBI's taxonomy places the organism in Eukaryota, Metazoa, Arthropoda, Insecta, Lepidoptera, Papilionidae. The record is from the annotation of a GenBank genome assembly.
AUGGACCAUAAUAUUUCAGUUUUCAUCCUCCUGGUAGCGUCAUGCCUUGCUGCUGACGAAGGUCAUGGACAAGCAGUCUCUUCACAAAGCAUAGUUCAUCACGACCAGCCUACCCAUGGAAUCGCCACUCAAUUUGCAGCUGCACCAAUAGUUCACCACUCCGCUCCUCUUCUCCAACAGCAUUCAACUAUUCUACAGCAGAGUGCGCCCGUCGUUCACGCCACCCCUAUUGCCCCCGUGGCUUUAGCACGCGCUGAACAUAUAGAAGAAAAUGCUCCUGCUCAUUAUGAGUUCUCAUACUCAGUUGAAGACCCUCACACCGGUGACCACAAAUCCCAACACGAGAGUCGCGAAGGUGAUGUUGUAAAAGGCGAGUACUCGCUUCUGCAGCCUGACGGUUCCGUCAGAAGGGUUGAAUACAGCGCUGACGACCACUCCGGCUUCAAUGCUAUUGUUCACAACUCUGCUCCAUCAGCGCAUGCAGCUCCUGCAGCACCGGUUGUUCAAGCCGCCCAUGCCCCUACUGUCCACGCUGCCCCCAUCGUCCAUACUGCUCCUAUUGUCCAUGCGGCUCCCAUUAUCCAUGCUACCCCAAUUGUGCAUGGUCCCAUCGUACACGCGGCUCCACUAUAUGCCCAUCAUUAA